AUGCGCAGCGCCGCUCUCUCAUCGCUGUCGCAAACACUGCUUCUGCUCUCCAUCUCGUCGUCCGCGCCGGUUAUCGUCGUCGCCGAUGGCACCGUAUGGGCCACUCCCCACGACAGUUACUCGUCGUCCGUCGGCGUGCUCGGCUGCAAGAUCAACACUGACCGCGUCGCCUACUGGCCCGGCUCUGUCGACUGCGACAACCUCUGCCUGUCCCUGACCUACGACGACGGCACCGACCGCCGCACCGUCAAGCUCCUGCGCGUCGACCAGUCCCAGGGCGCCUACGAUGUCAGCUACGACGCCUGGAACUACCUCUACACCGGCAAGUCUGCCAAGAAGGCCCCCGUCGCCGGUGGUCCGCUGCCCAUGGAGUACAAGGAGCUGCCCGCCGACGAGUGCAAGGACCUGCUCCGGACCAAGGGCAAGCGGCUGCCCCUCAGCGCCUCCAACAGCAUGAACUACCUCGCCAGCUGCCUCGGACAGCCCGACAGCUGGGUCGCCCGGAACUACGCCCUCUACAACACCCUCGACUCGAUAUGCUCCUGGGGUUACGACGAGGAGUGCGAAAUCGACUGGCCCGCCGCGAACCAGCCCACCUGCAAGCACGCCCUCGGCAUACCCAUCGAGCUGAAGGACGCGCCCGUCUACAACGUCCAGUACCCCUCGGGCGAUGUCGUUGUCGCCUCCACUGGCGAGAAGGUCUCCACCCCGAGCGAGAGCACGAGUCUGGCCGCCCCAACCCCGACACAGAAUGGCGCCCCAGGCCGCAGAGUCAUGACCCUGUUGAUGGCCGGGUCCCUGCUAUGGACGUGUCUGAUGCUGAGUUCGUGUUGA
This is a messenger RNA of Colletotrichum higginsianum IMI 349063, 834 nucleotides long. RefSeq lists its product as uncharacterized. The record is from RefSeq and is a predicted model, not a curated record. Lineage: Eukaryota; Fungi; Ascomycota; Sordariomycetes; Glomerellales; Glomerellaceae. The transcript has a single exon. Bases 1 to 834 code for a protein of 277 amino acids.